UGUGGCGGCGUGUUGGAUGGUUUCCUUUCGCUUGUGUUGUGUUUCACAGCCAGCUAGCGUUGUGGAGGCAGCAGCAGCAGCAGCAGCAGCAUAACUUUCUCGUCCUUUUUUCGUGAAUGACACAAACGCCAAGCACGGGACACAAAGUGCAACAUUCAGUGCGUGCGUGUUUGAUUUGUGGUAGAAAGCCCGUGUGUGUGAAUCGAAGCAAAGAAAAAGAAACGCCCAACAGUGAGACCGCGAGGCGAGAAAUGUGACGGGAAAACAGUUCUUCGAGCAAGCGCACCCCGUUACACGCAAUCGGGAAACGGUAGCCGUUAGAAGCAGCAGCGGCAGACGUAAAGAAAUGAAGUGGUACCGUACCGUUUUAAUGGAGUGUUAGUAGCCCAGUAUUUAUUACCAUCAGUGUAUAUAUUGCACGCACGCCACAGCCAGGCUGAGUGAGUUUAUUUAAAUGAAGUAAAGAAGCAUAAACUUCACCGGAAGAGAUACAGCAGCUAGCUCCACUAUUUUCACAACUACAUCGUUCGUGAUCUGUUAAGUGUUAAGAUUAAACAACAAAAAUAAGAAAAAUCUAUCUGUUGCAUUGUGGGUGAGUGAGGUGAAAGAAGUGAGAGCAAAAAAGUGAAUCAUCAUUCGAUGGUGGAAUAUCGAAUUUCUUCGUGCGUGCCCAACUCCGAGUGGAAAGCCGCAGCUGGGAAAGGUGUGUGAAACGUUUGCUCCUUUCACUUCUCCCCAUUCGGCACACACCCCCCAAUCGAGUGUUUUAAGGCGUGAAAAGCGUUAAAAGCAUAAAUUCUAAUCGACCCACAAAACAAAACCCAGGGUUCAAUAUUCGAGGCGGUCGCCGCUUCGUUCUCGUUUGCUCGUGCUCAAAAGUUAAAACCAUCCACUUCUGUGUGCGUACGUGUACCGAGUGCGUGUGUGUGUGUGUGUGUGUGAGUGCGUGUGGAAAAUAAAUUUCCCUUCCUGCAAGAGCGCGCCUUCAACAACGAUCGUGUACGGCCCCCCUCAACGAACGAACCGCCCGGGAAGAGUCCGGCGGUCCAUCGGAAAAUCGUAGAACCCAUUUCCCGCAACUGAACGGCUGAACGCUCGUUCCACGGGACACGACGGGUUUUGGGGCGGGGUGGGAGUGGGGUGACGGGGUCGGUGCCCGUGCCGAAAUUAUGUUAAAAGUGAUUUACAUCCUCACGAUUGCCGGUUGUUUACAUUCGCCAGUGACUUUCGGUCGCGAACAGCAAAACCAUUACACCUCGGACACUUCCACCAAUGGGCUGACAUUUACGCCGUCCGGUACGGCCGGAUACGCACGAACGGCUGGAAAUGGCGGUGGUGCCAGCUAUUCGCCAAAUGCCCGGUUUAAUCGACGAAAGAAGACGGAAAAGUUGCAUCAGGAUGGUGGUGGCAGCAGUAUGCAGUACCGGGACGAGGAGGACACGAUCGAACCGGGCGUGUGUCAGGUGUACACCGGUGCCACCUGCGAACAGUACCUCCGCAACCAGACCGUCUUCGUGACGCCGGACAUCACGAUGGAAACGCUCGAGGAGCGGCUGAAGGCGGCGUACGGUGUGAUCCGCGAGUCGAAAGACAUGAACGCCAACUGUCGCGUGUACGCCCUGCCCAGCCUCUGCUACAGCAUACUGCCGCUCUGCCGCACGCCCGAGCUGACCAACCAUCAGUACUUUGCGAACCGGGCCGCAGCCGAAGCGGCACGCCGUGCGGCCACCAUCGGCCGGGGGAAGUUUAAAUCGCACGAGAAGAAAAACAAUCGCAAACAGCAGCUGCUGGUGAAGGCGGGCCUCCUAUCGACACCCGUACCGCCAGAAAUGGGAAAUGGACCGCCACCGUUUGACGGCACUGUAACGACUACGGAACGGCUGCGGGUGUACUUUAGCGGUGGUGUGACACCGGACCUUGGUGGACGAUUUUUCGAUGGUGAAAUCGUUACCGAGAACUCGCUUCCAUCGCGCCAGGAGGGUGAACGGCGGCGCGGACCACGUUCCGCUCAGCCGAACGACUAUCGGUUCGUGCAGCCAGGCGAAGAAGUGUCCGUCCUGUCGUACACCUCAUCGUCGUCGGGGCCGAAAAAAUCGUACCCACCGACGCGGAACACCGAAAACCUGCGACGCAUCUGCCGCAACGAUUGUGAGCUGCUGGAGAACGAACUCUGCCAGAAGGAGUACGCGAUUGCGAAACGCCACCCUACGAUUGGGCAGAAGCUACCGCUGGAGGAGUGUGACGAUCUGCCGCUGCAGCAGAGCGUCGAUGGGACGAUCUUGAACGGGAUUGGCGGGCUGGGCAGUUCGGGCGAUAUGGAGUGUAUGCGGCUGGGUAUCGAUUUGGACAUCAAGCCGGACGACGAUUGCUAUUGGGAGAAUGGGGCGAGCUAUCGGGGGAUUAUGGAUCGUACGCAGUCGUCCAAAAUUUGUAUGCGCUGGUCGAAGCUGAUGCACACGAUGUCGGAGUUUCCGCACCUGGCCGGGCACAACUACUGCCGAAAUCCACCCCAUGCAGGACCAAUGGAUGCUCCCUGGUGCUACGUGGACAUGCAGAAAACCAUCGAGUACUGCGACAUACCGAAGUGUUCCGAGCGGAUGUGGAUGUACAUCAUCAUCGGUUUUGUGGCGGUCAUCUCACCACUAUUCAUCGGUAUCGGUGUGUUUUGCUGUCGGAAGUAUCGCAAGCAUGGCGUAUCCAACAUCCAGAAUAUCAACCUGCCCAACGCGGACAAGAACAUCUACGGCAACUCGCGACUGAAUUCCCCGAUCGAGAUGACCUCGCUCAUAGCGAACCAAGCGUCAACCGGUGCCGCUAGUCGGAACGCGGAAAAUGGUGGCAUUCAGGGUUUAACCACCGGCCAACCGGGCAACGGGGGCAAUCCCGGCCAGUCGUCCCAGUCGCGUAACAACGGUAUCUCGCGCGUGCCCCAGUACACGCUGCAGGACGUGCGGUUCGUCGAGGAGCUGGGCGAGGGCGCGUUCGGCAAGGUGUACAAGGGUGAACUGACGCAGAAGAAUGGUGAGCGGAUCUUCGUCGCGGUGAAAGCGCUGAAAGAGAAUGCGAGCGCGAAAACGCAAGCCGACUUUAAGCGCGAGAUCGAGUUGAUAUCCGACCUGAAGCACGACAACAUCGUCUGCAUUUUGGGCGUGGUGCUGAAGGAGGAACCGCUCUGCAUGCUGUUCGAGUAUAUGGCGCAGGGCGAUUUGCACGAGUUUCUGAUCGCCAACUCGCCGAACGAAGGGAAAUCGUUGAGCCAGCUGCAGUUUUUGCUGAUCGCGCAGCAGAUUUGCGAUGGUAUGGAGUAUCUGGCGAGCCAUCACUACGUGCAUCGGGACUUGGCGGCCAGAAACUGUCUGGUGGGCGAAAGUUUGACGGUGAAGAUUUCCGACUUUGGGCUGUCGCGUGAUAUCUACAGUUCGGAUUACUAUCGUGUACAAUCGAAAUCUCUUCUUCCCGUACGCUGGAUGCCUUCGGAGUCGAUUUUGUAUGGCAAAUUUACGACCGAGAGUGACGUGUGGUCUUUCGGUGUUGUGCUGUGGGAAAUCUAUAGCUACGGUCUGCAACCAUACUACGGAUACAGCAACCAGGAAGUGAUCAAUAUGGUUCGCGCUAGACAGCUGUUACCCUGCCCAGAGUCUUGCCCGAGCGCUGUUUACUCACUGAUGGUAGAAUGCUGGCACGAACAGGCGGUACGGCGACCAACGUUCCCGGAGAUUGGUCAUCGGUUAAAGAUCUGGUAUCAGGCACAGAAGAGAAGUGAACAAAACGAACAAGGAGGUUUCAAUCGCAAAGGCUCAAUGCUAAGCGUCAACACGAAUCGCAUGUCCUCGCAGGGUAAUUUAAACAUUGCCACGCCAUCGUCCUCGUCCAGUCAUCACUCACUAAGCCGCAACGGAGAAGGACGAUCAGAUCAGCAGCAGCAGCAGCAGCAACAGCAACCGCUUCUUUCUCAACCACAGCAACGCAAACAUCAUCACCAUUCGCUGGAGCGCGAGAAAAUCCUACGGACGAAUCAAUUACAGCACCAACAGCAGCAGCAGCAGCAGCAGAUGCAGCAAUCGCCCCAGGUUGGUCCACUACACUCAGUCACCGCCCGACCACACCAUCAGCACCAUCAGCAUCAUCAUUCGCUGGACCGAAGCAACAACGGCAAUGGCCGGAUGGAUGAGUCGGCCAGCUCCGCCGGCGAUCAGUUCGAAACGCAGAGUAACCGCAGCUUCUACCACAAUGCUAGCGCCAGCCGAAGCAACAAAAGCAUUCAUUCGAUGCAGGAACCAGCGCAGCAUCACGCCAAUCAUCACGCCGGUCACGCCCAUCAGCACCAUUCCCACGGUCAGCAACCGAUGGGAGGAGGCCAGCAGCAUCCGCAGGGAUACAAAAAUUUUAGCCUGCCACGGAAAAGCAUCGACAGUGGACUUGAGUAUGGGUUGGACGGCGGAGAUUUUGCCGGUAUGGCAACCAGCAGCCCAGGGUACCCGGCCGGUGGUGCUACGGCCGCCGGUCGGGCUGAGAUGAAAGCACGCCCGCCAAAGGAUCCACAUCGGCACCACCAUCACCAUCAUCAUCACGGUUCGGGGCGUAACAGUCGGAACCGUAUCGAGGCGGUCGCUGGUGUCGGUAGUUCCGUAUCGUCGCUGCCCGGUAGCAGCGAUCUAGCGUCCGAGUUCGAUCGUCAAGCACAGCACAUACCAAAGAAUAGCACCCAGUCGCUUGUUACCGGUAAUCAACCGAUGGUACCACAGCCCACUACCACCAACACCACCACCACCACGCCAGGAAUGCCACCGAUCGGGCGGAAACCGAGCCAUAGCGGUAGCAUCCUUAGUGUCGCCAGCAGUGCGAGUGAACAGUGCGGGACAGGAGGAGGCAUCAGUUCCUUUCAGCCCGGGUUCAGUUCACCCUCGCCAACCGUUGGGAAUGGUGUCGCCGGGGAUCCAAUAAUGCUGUCCCAGAACGCACUUAUGCAAACGUCCUACCACGAAGGAUAAGGACAAACUGGGGUUUGCAUUUUUGAACCAUUUUAACAACUAAUAGCAUAUAGGCAAAGGACCCAGACCAGGGUCCCGACCGGGUGUUCGGUUUCGGGAUUUUGGACCGUGCGCGACCGGCAAAAGCCGGAGCUGAGUUCGGUUUCAUUUCAAUUCAUCACACAAACACAGCUCAAAACAGCAUCCGGACAGCUCAGGAUGGAUGGUGUGCCAUGUUGCGAUCUCAAUAUUGGACUGCUAGGUGCAUAGGAAUUAGCGUUUAGGAACACUGUCUACCUUAUUCCAUUUCAUGCUCGGGGCUUUUUUCGUUCUUCUUUCUGUUAACCCCUUUAGAAUCACGUUCUUCUGCUUCAUACUUUCCAUCAACUCUCAAUCCUGUUCAAUAGAUACUAGCAGCGUGAGCAGAUUUAAACGUUCCCCCUUUUCCUAGCGAACUGAGCCUAGAUAAAUUAAUUCACCGUUUAGCGGGUACCCAAAGAGUAGGGCGACUGCAAAUAGCAGUUAGAGCAAGGAAGAAGACGUCUUAGAUAAACCCAAAGUAUCUCACUAUUCUCGUCACCUCUAUCUUCUUCUUUGGACUGAAUUUAUUGAUUCGCGUUAUGUUUCUUAAGUCUCGCAACAACAACAAAAAAGCAAAUGAAAACUACUACCGUCAACUGUCCGUGUUCGCAUUCCAAGUGCAACUGCUCGGCUGGCACGACCGCUCGGGCGUCGCUGGUAGGAAUUUUUAAACAAACGUACGUUAAGCGCUGAACGCGCCUUAAUGUAUGCAUUUAAGGUGCUGCGUCAACCGAACAGUGGUUCACAUUAAAGCGGCACCAGUCUCAACACAGCCAAUCACAAAAAAAAACCAACAAACCAAGUCAUCGAUCGAAUUCCGUACCAUCCUAUAAGUAUUGUGUAGCCUAUGUGUAUGGACGAACACAUAAGCGAAGCCGCAAACAAAACUAAGAGGGAACUAAGAGACUAUUGUGGCAAUUGUGCGGCUGCAUGCAGUUGGAGGACGGAAAGCCAGAAACAAACAGAUAAUGAAGAUAGGAGGAAGGAGCCACAUAAAGAAUAACUAAUUUAACUUAUCACGAUAAGAUGCAAGAUGUUUAAUGUUUAAGGGAAAGUAUUAAAAAAAGGAAAAGAAAAAAUUGGAAAAUGGCGGCCACCAAUUUCUACUCGACGGAAAGUGUGUAGGAUGAUGUUUUAUGAUGCGCGCGUAUGGUGCUAAGUGUGACGGAACCAGGAAUCGCCCCUAUAGUCACACACACACCUCCAGUUGGUACCGUCGUUCCCGAGAGCGCGACCGGAAGUCACAUUUUGGUGACCACCAUUUUAUGAAGUGAAUGAAAACCAAAACCCGUGUAAGUGGAAUAUAUUAGUAAGGAAGAUCUUUUCUUUUUUUUCUCUUGUGCGUGUGAGAAAACACAAUUCAACGGCAAACAAACCAAAUACACAGAGCCACAGCCACAUAUGACACUCGAGCAAGGAAGGGAAGAAUAAACAAAAAUGGAACAAAAUUGUCGGAAAAAUAACAAA
Messenger RNA from Anopheles stephensi (Asian malaria mosquito), 6518 nucleotides. RefSeq names its product tyrosine-protein kinase transmembrane receptor Ror (gene Ror). The record is from RefSeq and is a predicted model, not a curated record. Lineage: Eukaryota; Metazoa; Arthropoda; Insecta; Diptera; Culicidae. Gene Ontology annotation, biological process: cell surface receptor protein tyrosine kinase signaling pathway; positive regulation of kinase activity; multicellular organism development. Gene Ontology annotation, molecular function: protein binding; transmembrane receptor protein tyrosine kinase activity; ATP binding. The transcript has 7 exons. The coding region runs from base 1170 to 4991 and encodes 1273 amino acids. Gene Ontology annotation, cellular component: membrane; signaling receptor complex.